GCGAAGAAAGGGAAGAAGAAGGAGCCCAGGGAAGAGAGGUCUUCUUCAGGGAAGGUUGUGCGCACGCGCAUUCGAGGCUUGGCGCACGCGCAGUGCGGCCCGUGAGGGGACGCGGCGGACGGUUGAGAGGGGCUGCGAUGAGACCUCUCUGAGAAGACGAAGGAGGAGAAGCAGCGCCAUGAACCUGAGGGGCUUGUUUCAAGAUUUCAAUCCCAGCAAAUUUCUUAUCUAUGCCUGCCUGCUGCUGUUCUCGGUUUUGCUUUCUCUCCGUUUGGAUGACAAGAUUCAGUGGAGCUACUGGGCUGUGUUUGCUCCAAUAUGGCUAUGGAAGUUAAUGGUCAUUGUAGGUGCCUCAGUAGGAACUGGAGUGUGGGCACGGAACCCACAGUAUCGAGCAGAAGGCGAAACAUGUGUGGAGUUCAAAGCCAUGUUAAUUGCAGUUGGCAUCCAUUUGCUACUGCUAAUGUUUGAAGUGCUCGUCUGUGAUGGAAUUGAAAGAGGAACCCGUUUCUGGCUUCUGGUCUUCAUGCCAUUGUUCUUUGUGUCUCCGGUGUCUGUUGCAGCUUGUGUGUGGGGCUUUCGGCAUGACAGAUCUCUGGAGCUGGAAAUCCUGUGCUCUGUGAAUAUUCUCCAGUUCAUAUUCAUUGCUCUCCGUCUGGAUGAAAUUAUCAAGUGGCCAUGGCUUGUUGUCUGUGUCCCUUUGUGGAUCCUCAUGUCUUUUUUGUGUUUGGUUGUACUCUAUUACAUCGUCUGGUCGGUCCUGUUCUUGCGUUCAAUGGAUGUGAUUGCUGAACAGAGGAGAACACACAUAACCAUGGCCAUCAGUUGGAUGACAAUUGUGGUUCCGUUGCUCACCUUUGAAAUCCUGCUUGUGCACAGACUUGAUGGACACAACACAUUCUCAUAUAUACCUAUAUUUGUCCCUCUUUGGCUUUCACUGAUAACCUUAAUGGCAACAACAUUUGGACAGAAAGGGGGAAAUCAUUGGUGGUUUGGGAUUCGUAAGGACUUCUGUCAAUUCCUACUUGAAAUUUUCCCCUUCCUGAGAGAGUAUGGCAACAUUUCUUAUGAUCUGCAUCAUGAAGAUAAUGAGGAAACAGAAGAAACCCCUGUCCCAGAACCUCCCAAAAUAGCUCCAAUGUUUCGAAAAAAGACUGGUGUAGUUAUUACCCAGAGUCCUGGAAAAUACGUUAUACCACCUCCUAAACUAAACAUUGAUAUGCCAGAUUAAACUCAGAAGCAACAUGGCACCUAGCCAGGACUGACUGUUGCCCUUUAAACCACAACUUGGAACCAGUGGCCAACAUGUUUUUAUCUCAUGCCUUUGUUUUAAAUCGUCUAUGAAUAGAGAUUUGUGCCUCAGUGGCUUUUAAUGUAGAUACAAUGGAGAUAAUGGAGUUAUCUUUGGGAGUUUCCAUAUAUUUGCAUACAAAAUACCAUGACAGUAAAAUCAGUAACAAUGUAACAUCUGUGGCAAGAUUCAUAGGUGGAAAGCAUCUUAUCAGAUUUCUGUUUAGGGAACAUAAUUCACCUGUAUGUUCAGUUGGGUGCAUUGAAGCUGUAGAGAGUUCAUUAGUAACAGUGUCAGGUUUUCCCAAAGUAUCAUUGGCAUAUGAAAUAGUACCUUUAUUUUCAUGCCUGUCCACAGCUGCAUGUGGGCAAAACCUACUGGAAUCAGUGGCCUUUAUGCACAUGUCACUGUGGACUGGAUUUCAGCCACAAAGUGUAAAGAGAAGUGAAAAAGGAGGGCUUUUAUUUGUAGAUCUUUCUGACUUGGUUGAAUUAACGCUUGCCUGUAUAGUAUUUAUAUGAACCUUUGGCAAUGUAAUAUAUUUUUAAGAAUCUGUACAGUAUAAAUAUGUAAAAGUAUUUUUAAAGUGCUGUAUGAAAUGGAUAAUCUAUUGUGGAUGACAUAUUUUGUGUUAAUCUGUACACUUGGCUUCCAUUUAUGUUGGAGUACCAUAGCCAUGUGAUGUUACAUCUGCAUGCUUGCCUUUUCAUUUCCCCACAGAACUAGGAACACCAAUUUUGCAAACAUGUCUCAGGUAGGACUUGAAAGCUCCUUCUCUGUUAGUGGAUCAAAUUACCUUGAUACAGGUAUGUAAAUUAUUGUGUAAAUAACCACAAUCUUUGUACUGUCAGGAAGGGAGGAAGGGAACUGUUUUCCACUUUUGUUAAAAUAUUACUCCUAGGUAAUAUCUGUUUCUCAUUCUCCCACUUUGGCUGUUCAAUAAAAAGUGUCCUCCCAUAAUUCUUGCUGAACACUUCAGUUCAUCGUCCUGGAAAUGUUUACCAAUGAUAGUAUUUGUCUGGGGGGGGGAUAUAUAAAAUUAAUGUUACUGUAGCAUAUUUUGCUUGUUAGAAUAUCUGUGUUUGGCAGAAAAAUAAUGACACCUUGCUAGUGUGCAAAUUCUCUGUAUUCUUUCUUGGGAUAUACUGUAAAUGAUGACAGUUACAAAAUCUGAAUAAAAUACUAUUAUCAUGCUUGGA
Molecule: messenger RNA, 2490 nt
Organism: Sceloporus undulatus (fence lizard)
Lineage: Eukaryota; Metazoa; Chordata; Lepidosauria; Squamata; Phrynosomatidae
Gene: TMEM185A
Product: transmembrane protein 185A
Exons: 7
Coding region: 179-1231 (350 amino acids)
Source: RefSeq, a predicted model, not a curated record